Messenger RNA from Acipenser ruthenus (sterlet), 1628 nucleotides. RefSeq names its product tRNA 2'-phosphotransferase 1-like. The transcript is spliced from 7 exons. Lineage: Eukaryota; Metazoa; Chordata; Actinopteri; Acipenseriformes; Acipenseridae. Gene Ontology annotation, biological process: tRNA splicing, via endonucleolytic cleavage and ligation. Bases 763 to 1482 code for a protein of 239 amino acids. Gene Ontology annotation, molecular function: tRNA 2'-phosphotransferase activity. The record is from RefSeq and is a predicted model, not a curated record.
UUAGUAGCUUAUUGAUCCCAGAAUCUCAUCAAGCAGCUUCUUGAAGGAUCCCAGGGUGUCAGCUUCAACAACAUUACUGGGGAGUUGGUUCCAGACCCUCACGAUUCUCUGUGUAAAAAAAGCGCCUCCUAUUUUCUGUUUUGAAUGCCCCCUUAUCUAAUCUCCAUUUGUGACCCCUGGUCCUUGUUUCUUUUUUCAGGUCCCCUGGGUUGUCCAUACCUUUUAGGAUUUUGAAUGCUUGAAUCAGAUCGCCGCGUAGUCUUCUUUGUUCAAGACUGAACAGAUUCAAUUCUUUUAGCCUGUCUGCAUACGACAUGCCUUUUAAACCCGGGAUAAUUCUGGUUGCUCUUCUUUGCACUCUUUCUAGAGCAGCAAUAUCCUUUUUGUAACGAGGUGACCAGAACUGAACACAAUAUUCUAGGUGAGGUCUUCCUAAUGCAUUGUAAAGUUUUAACAUUACUUUUCUGUUCUGAAUGCCCCUUUAUCUAAUCUCCAUUUGUGACCCCUGGUCCUUGUUUCUUUUUUCAGGUCAAAAAAGUUCCCAGGGCAGUGGAAUGCAAUUUAAAAGUUUUUUUUAAAAACAAGUGGUAAAAAUGUAACAAAAGUUUUAAUUAAUUAAAACAAUUAAAACACACGCGUUUGGUAAACAGGUGUAGAAACACAUGGGAACGUGCGACACAAUCAAAUAAAAAGGUCUUUCUGUACCCUUUAAGAGGGAGCAAUCAGCAAGCGAGGAGAUCUGACCGACACUGAGCCUGACGGAUGGAAGCAGGGAGAGGAGGAGGAGGAGGAGGGAGAGGAAGGGGAGGAGGAGGAGGAGGGGGGAGAGGAAGGGGAGGCAGACACAGACAACACGAGCAGGACCCCGAUGUGCGUUUGUCUAAAGCGCUCGCCUUCGUCCUGAGACACGGAGCGGACGGGCUGGGACUCACCAUGGGCUCGGACGGGUUCCUGUGUGUCGAUGACCUCCUCGCUCACCCCCGGUUUCGUUCGUACUCAUUGGACGACGUGCAGAGAGUCGUGGCGACCAAUGACAAGCAGCGCUUCAAGCUCCGCCCACACCCCGAGGACGGACGACUGCAGAUACGAGCCAAUCAGGGGCAUUCUGUGCAGCUAGACUCGCUGGCGCUGACCCCCCUGGACCCCCUCUCUCCCGACACCCCCCCCAGCGCCGUGCACGGCUCCUACCUGCGUCACUGGAGCUCCAUUCGAACCCGCGGCCUGUCCAGGAUGAGUCGAACCCACAUCCACCUGGCGCCCGGCCUGCCCGGGGACAAGAGCGUCAUCAGCGGCAUGAGAGGCGACUGUGAUCUGGCAAUAUUCAUAGACAUGCGAGCAGCGAUGCGAGACGGGCUGCAGUUCUUCCGCUCGGAUAACGGGGUGAUCCUGACCCCCGGAGACUCGCUGGGGCUCCUGCACCCCCGAUACUUCAACAGAGCCCUGAAACUGAGAGAGCCAGCAUGCGAACUUCCUUUGAAUUGAAGACACUGAGAGAGACUUCCAGUGGAAACGUUUGCCAUUGAAUUGACAGUGAAGACGCUGAGAGAGACUUCUAGUGGAAACGUUUGCCAUUGAAUUUACACUGAAGACCCUGAGAGAGACUUCCACAGUGGAAACGUUUGCCGUUG